GCUAUGUUGCAGAAAAAUGCUUUUAUCAUUACAGAGAUGCUUCUUUCAAUACUACCAUUAUUAAUAUGGCCCAGGCAUUUCCAGGUAUUCAAAAGUUUCCGUAUUUUACGGGUAUAAGACAAUUUGAAAAUUGCCAUAAUGGUCAGAAAGCUGAACCCCAAUACCUUAUUCCAGUUAUGUCUACGACAGUUUUAGAAUCUUUCAAGAUUGUAAGUGAAGGCUGGAAUUAUCAAAACUUUGAUCAAGAUAUGCAGAAUACUUUAGCCCAAAUAAGUAGCUUAGCCAAGAAAUGGGAGCUUCGAUCCUCAUGCUAA
Funneliformis geosporum is the source of this 314-nucleotide messenger RNA. The record is from the annotation of a GenBank genome assembly. Lineage: Eukaryota; Fungi; Glomeromycota; Glomeromycetes; Glomerales; Glomeraceae.